Molecule: messenger RNA, 705 nt
Organism: Babesia sp. Xinjiang
Lineage: Eukaryota; Apicomplexa; Aconoidasida; Piroplasmida; Babesiidae
Exons: 4
Coding region: 1-705 (234 amino acids)
Cellular component (GO): mitochondrial matrix
Source: RefSeq, a predicted model, not a curated record
AUGGUUCUACGCGGUGCCCUUUUACGUACUUGCCGCCGUUUUGGCAGCAGCCGUUACACGUCGAUCCGUUCAGGUUGUUUGCUUGGAUUCCAACCUUCUAGACGCUUUGGCGGUAUUUUCCAAAGCUCUCGUGCAUUCUCAGCCGAAUCUGACAAGUUGCUCCAACUGGUCCGUGGUGAGAUCCAACACGAGAAGUCUAAUUACGAAUCUCCUGCCACUAUCAAGACAUUCUUAGAGAAGAAUGACUGGAAAUUCGUUGAGAGAGAUGGAGACAUCAAUAUGACCUUGGAGAAGACAGUAGACGGCAAAAAGGUCACUGUUGAUUUCCAACUGGUAUCCCCCUUUGAGACAGAGGGUGACGGGGAGACUCAAGCUGAGAUGACCGACUUCUCAGUAACUGUUGAGAAGUCUGACGGUCAAGGUAUUACUUUCUACUGCAGUACCCUUCAGAACGACGAGAAGUUCCGUUACAUGAUCUGCAACGUUCGUUUCUUCACUGAUGAAGCUUCCAAGAACUCGGUAUCCACUUACAACGGCCCCGAUUUCGAAGAUUUGGACGAUGGCCUCCAAGCUACCCUUGACGAAUGGCUUGGCAGCCUGGGUAUCGAUGGAGAGUUAUGUGACUUCAUUGAUUCGUGUAGUAUUGACAAGGAGCAGCGUGAGUACAUUUUCUGGUUGAAGGGCAUUGAGAAGUUCCUUUCCUAA